GGGAAAGACAAUUGGUUGAAUUUGAUCCAGGAAUAAGAAAUUUAAUCACAGCUGUUGAUGAUAAACGAACGUGGAAUGGAGAUGAGGCAUUUUAUAUACGUGAGCGAAAAGAAAUGCCAGAGGCUUUUAACCUUUCAAAGGAAUUAAAUAUUUUAGUGCCAGUUAUCUGUCGGAUUAUUAAGGAAUCAUUCCAUUACAUGCCAUGA
Molecule: messenger RNA, 206 nt
Organism: Racocetra persica
Lineage: Eukaryota; Fungi; Glomeromycota; Glomeromycetes; Diversisporales; Gigasporaceae
Source: the annotation of a GenBank genome assembly